Messenger RNA from Cooperia oncophora, 1269 nucleotides. NCBI's taxonomy places the organism in Eukaryota, Metazoa, Nematoda, Chromadorea, Rhabditida, Trichostrongylidae. The record is from the annotation of a GenBank genome assembly.
AUGGAUGGAACGUGUAACAAUCUUCAGAAUCCAUUGAGAGGAGCGGCUUAUCGUCCCUACACCCGCCUUCUGCCUACUGUUUACGACAAUGGCCUCUCAGAACCAGUCGGAUCAAUAAUGACUCAUCUGCGCCCUUCGCCUCGAGCUGUCACCCGACAUCUCACGUCGUCUCAUGCCUCCGUGGUCUCUGAAGACUACAACGCCAUGGUUAUGCAGUUUGGACAGUUCAUCUCGCACGACAUGGCCAAGACUACAUUGGUACCAUCCUCCAAGUGUAAUGUCUGUCAAAACAUUACGAGUCGUUGUAUGUCAGUACCAAUCGCAAGCGAUGAUCCGAAUGCCGGGAAUUUAGAUUCCGCCGUAACGGCUGUGUACGAGUCUCCCGAUCGUCGCCAAUCUGUGGAUCUGGUAACCAGAAACCCCGACAGCAACUCAAUGAAAAUACAGAUAAAAGGAACCCUAAAAGAUUCUUCUCCUUCAUCCCUUCCUCCUUCUCCACAAUCUUCUAUGGAUUCCAGAGAAUGGUUACCGAAGAUUUUGGGUGCAGCGUUCUCUUCUGUGGUCGGUGAUUAUCGAGGCUAUGAUCCGUCGGUCGACGCCACCAUUGCCAAUGAAUUCACGUCAGCUGCUUUCCGAUUUGGUCACGGAAUGAUUCAGGAGUUCUACCAACGGCUUGAUCCUAACUUUGGUAACUCAUCUUUUGGAGCACUUGCACUCCAAAAAGGCACAUUACAUUCAGAUGUACUUGUAAAUGAGGGAGGACCGGAUCCUUUGGUGAGAGGAAUGUUCACCCAGAAUGUCAAACGACCACAACGAGUCACUACGACCGUUACGGAAAAUAUGUUUGGUUCUACAGAUCUCAGUACGAUCAACAUUCAGCGAGGCCGCGAUCAUGGCCAUCAAAGUUAUUCGAAAUAUCGUGAACUGUGCGGCAUGGGAGUUGCUACCACCUUCGAUCAUUUAUCACGAGAGAUCCUUAACACAGCUACUCGUGAGAAGCUGGAGAAGGUUUACGGCAGCGUAGAUCGAAUUGAUCUCUGGGUUGGGGCUUUACUGGAAGAUCCUGUGAUUAGAGGUCUCGUCGGACCUACAAUUGCAUGUAUUGUUGGACCACAGUUCAAGCGGACGAGGGAUGGAGACAGGUACGAUUCAUUUUUUCAGGAGACUAAGACUUCUUUGGAGGGGGAAGUGGGCGCUAAUUGUAGUCUGAAGGCACCAAUCCCACACUCUCAGGAGGAAAUGAGGCAAAAUUCCCGCGCACAUGAUUAG